AUGGCAGAGCUUGUGCAGUUGUCUGCCGACGAGCCUGCCGACAAGAAGAAGGACGACGCCGUGAAGGAAUCGGCGGAUGCCACUGUGAAGACCGAGGCGCCGCCGGAAAAAAAGGAGAAGGAUGCCAAGCCUUCUCCAGCCACCGAGAAAGCACCUGAAAAGACGGAGAAGCCAGCGCCUAAGGAAGACGAGGCAGCCACGAAGGAGCCUGAGAAGAAAGAGAAGGAGCCUGAGAAGCCAGUGAAGGAGGCACCCAAGGAAGAGAAGGCAGCCCCAAAGGAGCCUGAGAAGAAGGAGGCGCCCAAGGAAGAGAAAGCAGCCCCAAAGGUGGACAAGGAGACGGCAGAAGUGAAGAAGGAGACCCCCAAGGCAGAGAAGGCCACCGCCGAGCAGAAGAACGCGACCAGCAAAGAGGUUACGACGACCGAGGCGCCAGCUACCACAAGCGUGGCCCUCAGAUCAAAUUCCACAAUCAGAAACCUCCCUUGGUGCAUCACCGGCGCAUCGGAUGAUAGAUUCUUAGCCUACUGUGCCGGGCUGAUGAACGAGAACUUGGAUGACUAA
This is a messenger RNA of Symbiodinium pilosum, 564 nucleotides long. NCBI's taxonomy places the organism in Eukaryota, Dinophyceae, Suessiales, Symbiodiniaceae. The record is from the annotation of a GenBank genome assembly.